Messenger RNA from Zonotrichia albicollis (white-throated sparrow), 759 nucleotides. The record is from RefSeq and is a predicted model, not a curated record. NCBI's taxonomy places the organism in Eukaryota, Metazoa, Chordata, Aves, Passeriformes, Passerellidae.
GAGUCUCCCUCCCUGGCAGCAGAGCCCACCAUGCAGGCAGACUCUGUUCUCCACAGUGGUUACUUCCACCCCGUGCUGCGCUCCUGGCAGUGCACGGCCACCACCUUCGAUGCCUCCAACCUCAUCUACCCCAUCUUUGUCACUGACAGCCCUGAUGCCGUGGAGCAAAUUCCCAGCCUUCCUGGACAAGCCAGGUAUGGGGUGAACAAGCUGGAGGCGAUGCUGCGGCCCCUGGUCGAAGACGGCCUCAAGUGUGUGCUCAUCUUUGGGGUGCCCAGCAAGGUGCACAAGGAUGAGAGAGGCUCUGCUGCUGAUGCCGAGGGCACUCCUGCCAUCCAGGCCAUCAGGAAGAUCCACUCCACCUUCCCAGAGCUGCUGAUUGCCUGUGACGUCUGCCUGUGCCCUUACACCUCACAUGGGCACUGUGGCAUCCUGCGUGAGGAUGGCACCAUCCAGAACGAGCUCAGCUGCCAGCGCCUGGCCGAGGUGGCGCUGGCUUAUGCCAAAGCAGGCUGCCACAUCGUGGCCCCCUCGGACAUGAUGGACGGGCGCAUUGCAGCCAUAAAGCAGGCACUGAUCUCCAACGACCUGGGCAACAAGGUCUCGGUGAUGAGCUACAGUGCCAAGUUUGCUUCGUGCUUCUACGGCCCCUUCAGGGACGCGGCGCUGUCCAAACCGGCCUUUGGGGACCGGCGCUGUUACCAACUGCCCCCGGGCGCCCGCGGGCUGGCCCUGCGCGCUGUGGUGAGUGUGGGGUGA